Formica exsecta is the source of this 2235-nucleotide messenger RNA. RefSeq lists its product as uncharacterized. The record is from RefSeq and is a predicted model, not a curated record. Lineage: Eukaryota; Metazoa; Arthropoda; Insecta; Hymenoptera; Formicidae. The coding region runs from base 1481 to 2161 and encodes 226 amino acids. The transcript has 4 exons.
UAUACUUACAAGCGAACCUUGAAAUAAUUUCUAAGAGUAUGAAAAAGUGCAUUUUUCUGUCAGAACUUUAUUCAACGUCAUUAUACUUGCCAAUAGGCAUUAACUCGUAUAAUCAUGUUUAAACGUAAAAUGCUACCGCAAUAUUUGAGGCACUGUUUUAUCAUAAUGGUUACGGUAUGCAAAUAGCGGUAAAAUUUCACUGAUAUUAAUAGGAAUUAGUUAAAUAAGUUGCGACUUUAGCUGCAUUACCUCAAAACCCAGCUACGCUACUAUUUAUAAUUACUAGAAUAUUACAAAGCGUCCAUUACAUGCGCAUCACAUUCAUUUUCUUAGGCCAUGUAUUAUUUAAUGAAUUCUAAAGUUAGAAAAAGAAAUAUGUUGCCAAUAUACAAAAAUAUAUUAAUGCAUAUAAAUAUAACAUGUCAUUUAAUCUAUGGAAUUGCAUAAUUUAAUCAUAGACAAUUUUUUAAAAAUUGAAAUUAGUGUAUUAGGAUAUUUCGUUUUCGUAUAAUGACUCAGUUUCUACAGCUUUUAAUUUCGAAUAAUGGAAAAUGCGCGGCAGCAACAUUAGUAAAAUAUUGGAACUUAAACAUUUAUUUACAGUUUUGACGUCAUUUUUUAUUUCUUAUCAGAAUAUUAUCGUUUUUUACAUGUUCGUGAACUAGUCACACGAUGUAAUAAUAAAAGCGACAUGCUCGCUUGUAUAAAUAAUAUCAUGCACGUUUUGCAAUAUAGAAGUCCACAACUUAAAAGCACAUUUAAUUUUACAAUAAAUUUACAUUAAAUUUUUUUUGUUUUUGCAGCUAAAAGAAGAUAAUCUUUAUAUUUAUAUUAUACUAUAUUAUAUUUUGCAAUAGAAAGUUUUCUUGCCAGAUAAGAUUGCAACAUCUCUCAUAUGAGGCCAGUUUUUAAAUUCUGAGGUAAUAUUUUGCUGAUCACUUUUAUUAUUUUAAUAAUAACUAUGUGUAAUUACUAACAAUAUAAUAAUUAAUCCCUUAAUAAUCGCGUAAUGAAAUAAGUUAUUUAUUAAUUUACACAUCUAUUCUUUUAUAUCCGAGAAUAUAUUUUCAUUUAUUUAAUAUUUAUAACGUCAAAGAUUUUAUGGUAAUUUUAAUUUAAAUUGCUAGAUGUGUGUGCGCUUUCCAAUUUCCAAUAUGAAGAAGUAUACCGAAAGAGAAAGUAAUAUAGUGUCGUAAGCUGGUAAGUAAGUUCGUCAUCAUGAGCGAAACCGGUUAGUCGGUUUUUCGCUCUUCAAUAGCGACAAACUUCUAUAGAUACGUGCCAUGUUCUUAAAACUUUGUACUUAAUAAUUAUUUAAGUGUCAAAAUAAAUUUGCCAAAAAAUUACUUUUUAUGCUAAUCAUUCCGAUUAACAUCUUUAUAAGUGCAAAUCUCUUUGAAGCGCGUGUGUGUGUGUAUUUAAAACUCUUCUUUGCCUCUUUAAAAUUAAUUUUAUAGAAACUUUUAUAUUAAAAAAGAAUAUGUUGCGAAUUGUAAUAAUUCUAUCAUUUAUCUGCUGGUUAGACUCACUGAGUGCUCAUCCUGCGGAUGAACCGACAAAAUUUAUCCUCAACGACAUGCAAAAUAAUGCAGAAAGCAUCUUACCUUCAAGAUUGGAAGAAGCAAAGGAAUUGUUAGGACGUGUCGCCGAUACGAUUAGAAUUGGCACAGGAAGAUUUAUCAAUUCGAUAAUAUUGGCCAGAAACAUCAUUAUUGAUCGAGUGGAGCAAUUAACUAGCGAAACUCAGAAUAAUGUUGAACCAGUAGUUAUUAUGGUUGAGAAACCUAAUCAGAGCCGCAGGUCGGUGCAAAGUACAACGCCGAUAGUUUUGUUCCAUCCGAUGACGAGAGAAUCAGUUCGUUUAGAAAACGAGACUGAGCAGGCAAUUUUAGAAAGACGAAAGCCUGACAAUAUUAGACAAGCAUUGAAUAAUAUUGUGACGCCUACCCCAAUCGUUGACGGAAUUAAGGAGGAAGAAAAAUAUGGUAAUACGGGAGAUACAUUUAUUGGAUUCGGGAGAGUGUUUGUUAAAGGUUUCGAAAAUCUCGCUAAUACUUUGAGCGCCAUAAUAAAUAUCCCUUAUAAUGCCGCCAAACAAACUUCUCGAGCAGCAACCCAAAUAUUGGAUCAAUUAGGCAAAAGGCUCAUUGGACUCGAAUAAUAAAUAUAAAUGUACAUAAAUAUGUAAUUAAUUACGAAAAAUGUACAUAGAUUAAAUAAAAUGUUGUCAUGUAA